GGGCCGUAGCGUGUGGGCGGGCCUGGUGUGGGCGGGCCGUAGCGUGUGCUCGUCGCUGCAGUGUGUGAAAGCAGUAGUUGGUCGUUGCAGUCGUACGGUUUGGAAGGAGGUCGACCAGCAGAGAGACUCACUGAGGAAUACUGAGGACAAUGAUCCCAGGAUACACUACUACAGAGGCCAUACUGCAUACACUAUGGACUCUGAAUCUCUGGACAGUUGUAUCCAGAACACCCUCUCAGCCCUCUACCCUCCAUUUGAUGCCACAGCCUCCACGGUGCUGUGUCAGGUAUUUGAUGGGGUGGAGACCAGCUACAGAGGAGACGGAUUAAGAUACCUUAUAGACUUCCUGGUCCCCGCCAAACACAUCCUGCAGACCAUCCAGCAACAUGCCUGUUUCCCGUACUGCGGCCUGUUAUUCCGGCACCAGGGCUGGCCUCUGUGUCUCCACGACAAGGUGAUCAUCCAGCUCUCUCCUCUGGACCCACGUGUCCUCCGCCCCGGGGACUUCUACCUACAGGUGGCAUCGCCCUCUGUCUCCCCCAGCUCCUCCUCCACCAACACCCCCAGCCCACCCUGUCUCAUCCUGCGUUGUCUGGCCUCCAGUGGGCAGCAUGUAGAGGAGGUAAAGUUGCCAGAGCUAGCCUACACCUCCCUGUUCACCAUGGCCUGGCUCCACUCAGUCAACAGGGAACGGAGUGGAGCAGGAACGGAGACAGGGUCGGGGACAGGGUCUGGGACAGGGUCUGGGACAGGGUCGGGGACAGGGUCUGGGACAGGGUCGGGGACAGGGUCUGGGACAGGGUCGGGGACAGGGUCUGGGACAGGGUCGGGGACAGGGUCGGGGACAGGGUCUGGGACAGGGUCGGGGACAGGGUCUGGGACAGGGUCGGGGAGGACACUGUCCUACUGCCUCCUUUCUGCAGAGAACGACAUCUUCAGAGUACCCUGGGAGGAUGUAGUACACCCUCAGUUCAUUAACAGACCCACGGCUAUGGUGGCUGCACCUAUCAGAGUCCCUACCAAGGGAGAAGGGGACGGGGGGAGGGAACAGGACGUCUUCAAGCCUUCGGAGAGGGCCAGAUGCAUUUUGAUUGACACAUCCAAGGCCCAAUGUGGAGAGAGUACGGAGGUGAAGCUCCUCCCACGGUUGAGACAGCCUAUCGAGACCAGGGACGAUGGGAAAGGUUUUGACAUCGCAGCAGAAGAGGACUCGGACGCUGAGGGAGAGUAUGUUGAACUGGAAGAGAUCUCUCUACCGCGCUUCUCUCCUCAGAAAGGAUCCUUAACACAGUCUGUUAGUCUGAACUACAGGAACCUGCAUAAACCCUGGACUACAGCCCGACACCCCCCCAAAGCAACCCCCUCCCAGCCCUUUCAUGCCCCGGUGAAAAGCAGCACUUUCUCCCAGUCCAUGGUGUGUUCCAGACUCAUCGAGGAAUACCUGAACAACGACGUGUUUUCCCCUGUCAUCCUCACCCCAACGGCCCCCACCUCCCCUAUGGCCCCCACCUCCCCUACGGCCCCCACCUCCCCUACGGCCCCCACCUCCCCUACGGCCCCCACCUCCCCUACGGCCCCCACCUCCCCUACGGCCAGAGAGGGGGUCAGCGGUGAGGGGACAGCGUCAGACCGUACAGAAGGUACCGCUGCUCGUCUCCAGAGGCUAACACAACGUAUCUCUGAGCGUGUGUCUGAGUCUCACUGGUCAGUGUGUGACGGCACAGCCUUAUCAGUGGUUUAUGACCCCCAGACUGACAGCGAGGAGGUUUUAACCCAGUCACACAGUAUAGUGGAGAGGGAAGAGUCUCUCGGGCACCCUCAGACUGACAGCGAGGAGGUUUUAACCCAGUCACACAGUAUAGUGGAGAGGGAAGAGUCUCUCAGUCACCCUCAGACUGACAGCGAGGAGAUGGAGGAGAGGAGGGAUAGUGGUUCUGAAACCAGGGCAGAGGAGAGGGAUAGGGGUUCAGAAACCAGGACAGAGGAUAGGAGGGAUAGGGGUUCAGAAACCAGGGCAGAGGAGAGGGAUAGGGGUUCAGAAACCAGGACAGAGACAGAGGAUAGGAGGGAUAGGGGUUCAGAAACCAGGACAGAGACAGAGGAGAGGAGGGAUCGGGGUUCAGAAACCGAGACAGGGGAGGGGGAUCGGGGUUCAGAAACCAGGACAGAGACAGAGGAGGGGGAUCAGGGUUCAGAAACCAGGACAGAGACAGAGGAUAGGAGGGAUAGUGGUUCAGAAACCAGGACAGAGACACAGGAGAGGAGGGAUAGUGGUUCAGAAACCAGAACAGAGACAGGGGAGGGGGAUCGGGGUUCAUGGUUCUAG
This is a messenger RNA of Oncorhynchus kisutch (coho salmon), 2326 nucleotides long. Its product is annotated as mucin-5AC-like. Bases 194 to 2326 code for a protein of 710 amino acids. Lineage: Eukaryota; Metazoa; Chordata; Actinopteri; Salmoniformes; Salmonidae. The transcript has 7 exons. The record is from RefSeq and is a predicted model, not a curated record.